ACCCCUCAGCAGGGUCUGAAAGGAGGUCUUUAUCUGAGCUGGAGCAGUUCUCAAACUGCCCGGUUCAGUCAAGAGAUUCAACAGAUCCUCCUCAGAUYGGUUCAGGUCAUGACAUAACCAUCCUGUGUGGUGAGGAGGAGCAGGUGUUACAGAUCUGGGGCUUUAGUCAUGGAUCCUCAGACUGCAGUCCAGACCAGUCCAGCCUCCAGGUUUCAGUGGCUUUCUUUUGCCUAUCAGGGCCUCACAGAGAUCCCUUAUGAUGCCAUCCUGACACAGACRGACACGCUGGAGGUCUUGGACCUGAGCUACAACCUGCUCAAUGAAAACCCGGCUCUGUUGGGGCGUCUGGAGAAACUCAGUACUCUGAUUCUGGACUGCAACAGCUACACGUCUCAUGUCAAGUUUCCCUACAUGCCGAGCAUCAGCACCCUGUGCAUCAACAAGAACCAGAUCCACAACCUGCCUGUGUUUGUGGAGGAGAUCAAGAGGAAGUUUCCCAACAUUAAGAUUCUGAGUAUGAUGAACAACGAGGCUGCCCCUAGCUAUUUCAAUGGAGGAAGUCUGACUCAGUACCAGGACUACAGGCUGUAUGUGAUCAGUCAGAUCCCAGGUCUAGAGAUUCUGGAUGACACAGAAGUUGUGGAGAAGGAGCGAGUCCAGGCCAGAAAGACGUACCGACUGCAGCAGAGCCGUCUGAGCAGCAGCAGCAGGAAGAGGAGGGAGGACUCAUCCAGGAAACAGACGUCAUCAUAGACCAUCAUCAUUACCUUCAUCAUCAUAAUAAUCAUUAUUCCUUAUCAUCAUCACCUUCAUAAGACCCUUCUCAUCAUCAUCAUCACCUUCACAAGACCAUUAUCAUCAUCAUCAUCACCACCUUCAUCACAUCAUCAUUAUCCACUAUCAUCAUGAUCAUCACUUUCAUAAGACCAUCAUCAUCAUCACCAUUCAUUAUCAACAACACCUUCAUAAACCAUAUUCAUUAUCAUCAUUACCAUUAUCAUCAUCAUCAUCAUAAGACCAUCAUCAUGUAAACAGACAAGAAGUGAAACAAACAGAAAUAAAGUUGCCUUUCUGUUUAUAGUCAACAUUUUGUUUCUGACAAAUGUGUAAAAACCAUCAUAUUUCUGCCAGAAUAAUGGUUUAGUGCAAGUCUUGCUUAUUUUAUCUUUACUAUUUGUUUUGCUAAAUAAAUCUACAUUUUUUCCA
Austrofundulus limnaeus is the source of this 1206-nucleotide messenger RNA. RefSeq names its product leucine-rich repeat-containing protein 72. Lineage: Eukaryota; Metazoa; Chordata; Actinopteri; Cyprinodontiformes; Rivulidae. Bases 169 to 753 code for a protein of 194 amino acids. The transcript has 5 exons. The record is from RefSeq and is a predicted model, not a curated record.